AUGACUCUAGAGCAAAUAAAACUAGAAAUUAAAAAUCUCACAACAAUUUUUAGCGUUCCUCCAUGGAAUUUAAUAAAAGAUUACAGUUACAACCUUUCAUUGACACCAUUACGAAAGAAUGAUAUAUAUUUCUUCGAAAAAUAUUCAGAUCAACUCGCAGAUUUUCAACCAUCUUAUAUGAAAACGAUAUAUGAUACAACAAAUAACUUAAUCUGUCAUGUAUACCAUCUUUAUGACAUGUAUGUUACAUACUCAGGCUGUUUUUCGGAUGGCGUUCAUUUAAUUCAACCAGAUAACGAAGGGCCUUACGAAAUUCGAAUGACAAAAGACGGCCCUGUAAUUGACUACUAUGAAAACGUCAUAGCCGUUGGUCAUUCUCAAAUAAUGAACUACGGCCAUCAUAUUAAUGAUUUUUUAAGUCCAUUGAUGAUAAUUCCAGAAGAAAUACAGAACAAAUCAGUAAUAGUAGGAUACGGUUUGAAGAAUCUUGUUCUCGAAACACUAAAUGCCUUAGGAUUUGAAAAUAAAAUUAAAUUUUUAGAAGAAGGUCAAUGGAUAUUCGCCAAGAACUUAUAUGCAUGUGCAAGGCCACGACCACAUCUAUCUCAUUUCGGGGUCCCUCAGUUAGAACUCUCAAGAAAAUUAAGAAAAUUUUACAAAGUUGACAAAAUUGAGCCAACAAAUUACUAUUUGUCAAACAGAAAUACUAAGAUAAGAUCGAUUUAUAACUUUAAUGAAUUAUUUGAAGCAGCAAAAACAAGAUUUCCAGAAAUUAAAUGGAAAACAGCUCCAGACCUCAUUUUGACUGUCAGAGAAACAGCACUAAUAUGGUCUAAAGCAAAAUUCAUGUUCACUGUCACAGGAAGUAACUCAAUGAAAGCGAUUUUCAUGUCAUCUGAUUCAGUUUUUGUGGAUGUGAUUGGAAAUUUGCUUGAUCCACCAAUUAUUAAGUGCUUCUUGUCUGUUGGUGUUAAAGUUGUUAUAUUUUCUAUUAAAAAUAUGAAACAUUUCGAAAUUUCAGAAAAUAUAGUUGACAUUCCACUGGCAAUGAAGGCAUUUGAGACAGCUAUUUACUAUAUCAAUAAUAAGAAAUGGCCUCCAACAUCAGAUGGCAUUUCUUUUGUUUGUUAA
Messenger RNA from Trichomonas vaginalis G3, 1131 nucleotides. Its product is annotated as glycosyltransferase family. Bases 1 to 1131 code for a protein of 376 amino acids. Gene Ontology annotation, molecular function: glycosyltransferase activity. The transcript has a single exon. Lineage: Eukaryota; Parabasalia; Trichomonadida; Trichomonadidae. The record is from RefSeq and is a predicted model, not a curated record.